Messenger RNA from Oreochromis aureus, 584 nucleotides. RefSeq names its product hepcidin-like. The transcript is spliced from 3 exons. Gene Ontology annotation, cellular component: extracellular region. NCBI's taxonomy places the organism in Eukaryota, Metazoa, Chordata, Actinopteri, Cichliformes, Cichlidae. Gene Ontology annotation, biological process: defense response to bacterium; intracellular iron ion homeostasis. The record is from RefSeq and is a predicted model, not a curated record. Gene Ontology annotation, molecular function: 2 iron, 2 sulfur cluster binding. The annotation marks the transcript as partial.
CGAGGCAGCAGUGGAGCAAAUGAGUAUAAAUACCAGCACCUUUUCCCUCAGUCAACCAUCACAAAGGAGCUGACAAGAGUCAACGAGAGAGUCAAAGGAUCUGACCACCUUAAACCACUCAAACCUCCUGAAGAUGAAGGCGUUCAGUUAGUUGCAGUGGCCGUUGCACUCAUCUGUAUUUGCAUUCAGCAGAGCUCUGCCACAUUUGCUGAGAUACGAGAACUGCAAGAGCUACAAGAGGCUGUGAACAAUGACAGUCCAGCUGCUGAACAUCAGGAGGUAUCAGCUGACUCAUGGCUGAUGCCGUACCACAGACAGAAGCGUGGCAUCAAAUGUCGCUUUUGCUGCGGCUGCUGCAAUUCUGGUGUCUGUGGAUUGUGCUGCAGAUUCUGAGAAUAUCUACCUGUGAUUCUCACAUUAACCACUAAAUAUAGACGGUUAUACCUGAAAUGAUUUGACUGCUUAGCAUUUGUUAAAGUCUGACAGUGUUUCUUCAUCUGGUGAUCCUGCUGUAACAGUGAACAGUGCAGCAUUUGGAACUACAGUAUGUUAUUAUAUUAAACUUCAGUGGCACUAUACUACAA